UUUCCGGCAACUCGUACAGCGCGGGAACAUUUAUCAGCUCCACUGUAGGCGUCCCGGCGCUCACACACAGUUUCUGUAAACAAAAUAAUCCCGCGGUACAAACUAUGGACCCCUCGGAGGUAGAGUUCCUCGCCGAGAAAGAGAUGGUGAAGAUCAUACCAAACUUCAGUCUCGACAAGAUUUAUUUGAUCGGGGGCGACCUUGGUCCCUUCAACCCCGGACUGCCUGUGGAUGUCCCUGUGUGGCUGGCUCUCAACCUGAAACAGAGACAGAAAUGUAGGAUUGUGCCUCCUGAGUGGAUGGAUGUCGAGAAACUGGAGGAGAUCCGCGAGCUUGAGAGGAAAGAGGACGCUUUUACGCCUGUUCCUAGUCCCUACUAUAUGGAGUUAACCAAACUGCUGCUAAACCAUGCAUCCGACAACAUUCCUAAGGCAGAUGAGAUCCGGACGCUGGUGAAAGACAUCUGGGACACGCGGAUCGCCAAACUCCGCCUUUCUGCUGACAGCUUCAUCAGCCAGCAGGAGGCUCAUGCCAAGCUGGACAACUUGACGCUGAUGGAGAUUAACACCACACGUACGUUCCUUCUUGACUCUCUCAACUGUAUGUACAAACUACGCUCCAAUCUGCAGCCUGGCUCUAACAAGGGAAAAGCCCUGGACUAUUGAUCUGUGAGAUGAAGGCGUGCUAUGCCGGCGCGGGUCUCAUCCCAACAUGGACCCAGUGCUGUGAAGGCUUGGGUAAGAGCCUUUGACUGAGGCUUGUGGCUCAAAGCCCCCGCCUGCUGAACAGGACUUUGAUUGUUGGAAAGACUUUUCACACAAAUGGAGCUAUCCACAAUAAUUUUGCGAAUGCCAGAACUACUUUAAUGACCAGAACUUCUCAGCCAAUUAACGAACUGUAUCUUUUCCAAGGAGAGAGAUGCAUAGUGUGAAUAUGUGCUUACUGAAAGCAUAUUGGCUUUGUACAUAGGUGCGAAUGGCAAGCUACAUUUCACUUCAUUUGGAAUGCCAACUCUAGCUAUAAACAGUCACAUGUGUCAAUACCUCUGAGACUAGCCAAUACAUAUAAAAAGUAUAUGUGGGUGUGUAUGUAUGUAUGUAUGUAAUGUAAUGCAAUGGCCUCUGAUGUGCAACAGAAAAUUAAACAUAGUAUAUCAUGUUUAUCAGUUGGCAUGUACACUGUUUAAUAUUAACUUCUCUGGUGUGCAUACUAUUCUUGGUGCAAGUCAGAAACAGAAACAUACAGUGAUCCUCUGCACAAAAACAACUUUGAAGUAUGUAAGCAGAAAUGUGAUGAACAACCUUAAAUUUGAAUGAUUUAAUUCUUGUGUUAUGGUUGUAUUUGCAUCUGAAUAUUUCAGAGUUUCCUGCAUGAAUGUACUACACACUUGUGAUGUAUGGAUCGAUCUGAUUAAAUGGAAAAUUAACAAUUGUGGUUUAA
Messenger RNA from Myripristis murdjan (pinecone soldierfish), 1440 nucleotides. It is a transcript of the gene gins2, whose product is annotated as GINS complex subunit 2. The transcript is spliced from 5 exons. Gene Ontology annotation, biological process: double-strand break repair via break-induced replication; DNA replication. Gene Ontology annotation, cellular component: nucleus; GINS complex. Bases 105 to 665 code for a protein of 186 amino acids. NCBI's taxonomy places the organism in Eukaryota, Metazoa, Chordata, Actinopteri, Holocentriformes, Holocentridae. The record is from RefSeq and is a predicted model, not a curated record.